CGGUUUUUUUUUCUACAAAACGCGUUUGGUUUUUUCUUCUUCUUUUUCUUCUUCUUUUUGCUAUAAAAAGGCUGCUGCUCCGUGUCUUUUGUCGGCAGACCGUUUCUUACUCAGUCAGUUUACUACUUCCCAGCUAAUCAGAUAUGCCUGUACGUCGCCUUUCCCCUGAUCUUGCUCGCCUCCCAGUGCUCUUACUCACUCUUGCUUCUUCAGAUGUUCAUCUCCAACCCACACAUCGGCGACCAGUCCCGCUCCGAGGACUGGAGAAUCCGCGGGUACGACCCCAUUACUCCCCCCGACCUCCUCCAGCACGAGAUCAAGCAGACCAAGAUCUCGAAGCAGACCGUCAUCCAGGGCCGCAACGAGGCCGUCAAGAUCAUCAACGGCGAAGACGACCGUCUCCUCGUCGUCAUCGGCCCCUGCUCGAUCCACGACGUCGACGCCGCGCUCGACUACGUCAACAGACUCAAGCCGCUCGCCGACAAGUACAAAAACGACCUGCACGUCGUCAUGCGCGCAUACCUCGAAAAGCCCCGCACCACCGUCGGCUGGAAAGGCCUCAUCAACGACCCUGAUAUCAACGGCACCUUCGACAUCAACAAGGGCCUCAAGAUCUCGCGGAAUCUCUUCCUCAAGCUCACAGAGAAACUCCCCAUCGCCGGCGAGAUGCUCGACACCAUCUCGCCCCAGUUCCUCGCCGACCUCGUCUCUGUCGGCGCCAUCGGCGCCCGCACCACCGAGUCCCAGCUCCACCGCGAGCUAGCUUCCGGCCUCUCCUUCCCCGUCGGCUUCAAGAACGGCACAGACGGCACCGUCGACGUCGCCGUCGACGCCAUCCGCGCCUCGUCCUGCCCGCACCACUUCUUGUCCGUCACAAAGCCCGGCGUCGUCGCCGUCGUCGGAUCGGAGGGAAACACCGAUACCUUCAUCAUCCUCCGCGGCGGCAAGGGCGGCACCAACUACGACUCCAAGAGCGUGCGUGCGGCCAAGAGCAAGCUUCUCAAGGCCGAGUUCAUUGUCGAGAAGCUCGAGGAGAAGCUGCGCAAGCUCGGCAAGGGCGAUCUCGAAGGCGACGCCAAGGUCGAGGAAAUGAAGAAGCACCUGACGAGAAUAAUGAUCGACUGCUCGCACGGCAACUCAAACAAAGACUACCGCAACCAACCCAAGGUCGUCAAGUCGAUCUGCGCCCAGCUCGCAAAGGGCCAGACCGGAAUCAUGGGCGUCAUGAUCGAGUCCUUCAUCACCGAGGGCAAGCAGGACAGCGAAAAGCGCAUGCGCGGGGGGGAGUUUGUCUACGGCCAGUCCAUCACCGACGCUUGCAUCUCCUGGGAAUCGACCGAAGACGUGCUCGCCGAGCUCGCCAAGGGCGUCCAGGACAGACGCGCGUACAAGCUCGCGCAUCCGAACGCGACCGGCGAUGGCGAUAACACUGACGAGGAUGAGGAGAUUGUCGAGAGCAAUGGCAAUGGCAAGAAGCGCGAGGCCGACGAGCCGUUGGCGAACGGCAGCAAGCGCCAGCACUAAUCACAUACUACUACUACAAAGAACCAAAUUCUUUCCUUCUUUGUGAUUAUUUUCCCGUGUUCAUAGUUAUCAACGCCACCUUCUUUUUUGAUAUAUUCUUUUGGAGUUUUUUGCUUGUGUUUUUGUUUUUGAUAAUGGUCUGUCUAUACGAGAGAAAACGGGAAAAAAGUUAUUACAUUUUUUGAAAUUUUUGGA
Molecule: messenger RNA, 1719 nt
Organism: Myxozyma melibiosi
Lineage: Eukaryota; Fungi; Ascomycota; Lipomycetes; Lipomycetales; Lipomycetaceae
Product: 2-dehydro-3-deoxy phosphoheptonate aldolase
Exons: 2
Coding region: 214-1524 (436 amino acids)
Biological process (GO): aromatic amino acid biosynthetic process
Cellular component (GO): cytoplasm
Molecular function (GO): 3-deoxy-7-phosphoheptulonate synthase activity
Source: RefSeq, a predicted model, not a curated record